UGCUGGUUAUGCUGGGUCUCCGUGUGCAGUUGAUUGUUCUGCUCCCAACACAUGUAUGAACGGAGGUACCUGUAAUGGUGAGGGCAAUGCAUGUCAAUGUAAUGCAGGAUAUACUGGAGAGUUGUGUGGUACAGAUAUCGACGAAUGUGCUUCCGGUCCGUGUAUGGCUAAUGAAGAUUGUACUGAUGGAGUGAACAUGUAUACUUGUGCGUGCUCUGCUGGUUAUGCUGGGUCUCCGUGUGCAGAUAUCGACGAAUGUGCUUCCGGUCCGUGUAUGGCUAAUGAAGAUUGUACUGAUGGAGUGAACAUGUAUACUUGUGCGUGCUCUGCUGGUUAUGCUGGGUCUCCGUGUGCAGUUGAUUGUUCUGCUCCCAACACAUGUAUGAACGGAGGUACCUGUAAUGGUGAGGGCAAUGCAUGUCAAUGUAAUGCAGGAUAUACUGGAGAGUUGUGUGGUACAGAUAUCGACGAAUGUGCUUCCGGUCCGUGUAUGGCUAAUGAAGAUUGUACUGAUGGAGUGAACAUGUAUACUUGUGCGUGCUCUGCUGGUUAUGCUGGGUCUCCGUGUGCAGAUAUCGACGAAUGUGCUUCCGGUCCGUGUAUGGCUAAUGAAGAUUGUACUGAUGGAGUGAACAUGUAUACUUGUGCGUGCUCUGCUGGUUAUGCUGGGUCUCCGUGUGCAGUUGAUUGUUCUGCUCCCAACACAUGUAUGAACGGAGGUACCUGUAAUGGUGAGGGCAAUGCAUGUCAAUGUAAUGCAGGAUAUACUGGAGAGUUGUGUGGUACAGAUAUCGACGAAUGUGCUUCCGGUCCGUGUAUGGCUAAUGAAGAUUGUACUGAUGGAGUGAACAUGUAUACUUGUGCGUGCUCUGCUGGUUAUGCUGGGUCUCCGUGUGCAGAUAUCGACGAAUGUGCUUCCGGUCCGUGUAUGGCUAAUGAAGAUUGUACUGAUGGAGUGAACAUGUAUACUUGUGCGUGCUCUGCUGGUUAUGCUGGGUCUCCGUGUGCAGAUAUCGACGAAUGUGCUUCCGGUCCGUGUAUGGCUAAUGAAGAUUGUACUGAUGGAGUGAACAUGUAUACUUGUGCGUGCUCUGCUGGUUAUGCUGGGUCUCCGUGUGCAGAUAUCGACGAAUGUGCUUCCGGUCCGUGUAUGGCUAAUGAAGAUUGUACUGAUGGAGUGAACAUGUAUACUUGUGCGUGCUCUGCUGGUUAUGCUGGGUCUCCGUGUGCAGAUAUCGACGAAUGUGCUUCCGGUCCGUGUAUGGCUAAUGAAGAUUGUACUGAUGGAGUGAACAUGUAUACUUGUGCGUGCUCUGCUGGUUAUGCUGGGUCUCCGUGUGCAGUUGAUUGUUCUGCUCCCAACACAUGUAUGAACGGAGGUACCUGUAAUGGUGAGGGCAAUGCAUGUCAAUGUAAUGCAGGAUAUACUGGAGAGUUGUGUGGUACAGAUAUCGACGAAUGUGCUUCCGGUCCGUGUAUGGCUAAUGAAGAUUGUACUGAUGGAGUGAACAUGUAUACUUGUGCGUGCUCUGCUGGUUAUGCUGGGUCUCCGUGUGCAGUUGAUUGUUCUGCUCCCAACACAUGUAUGAACGGAGGUACCUGUAAUGGUGAGGGCAAUGCAUGUCAAUGUAAUGCAGGAUAUACUGGAGAGUUGUGUGGUACAGAUAUCGACGAAUGUGCUUCCGGUCCGUGUAUGGCUAAUGAAGAUUGUACUGAUGGAGUGAACAUGUAUACUUGUGCGUGCUCUGCUGGUUAUGCUGGGUCUCCGUGUGCAGAUAUCGACGAAUGUGCUUCCGGUCCGUGUAUGGCUAAUGAAGAUUGUACUGAUGGAGUGAACAUGUAUACUUGUGCGUGCUCUGCUGGUUAUGCUGGGUCUCCGUGUGCAGAUAUCGACGAAUGUGCUUCCGGUCCGUGUAUGGCUAAUGAAGAUUGUACUGAUGGAGUGAACAUGUAUACUUGUGCGUGCUCUGCUGGUUAUGCUGGGUCUCCGUGUGCAGUUGAUUGUUCUGCUCCCAACACAUGUAUGAACGGAGGUACCUGUAAUGGUGAGGGCAAUGCAUGUCAAUGUAAUGCAGGAUAUACUGGAGAGUUGUGUGGUACAGAUAUCGACGAAUGUGCUUCCGGUCCGUGUAUGGCUAAUGAAGAUUGUACUGAUGGAGUGAACAUGUAUACUUGUGCGUGCUCUGCUGGUUAUGCUGGGUCUCCGUGUGCAGUUGAUUGUUCUGCUCCCAACACAUGUAUGAACGGAGGUACCUGUAAUGGUGAGGGCAAUGCAUGUCAAUGUAAUGCAGGAUAUACUGGAGAGUUGUGUGGUACAGAUAUCGACGAAUGUGCUUCCGGUCCGUGUAUGGCUAAUGAAGAUUGUACUGAUGGAGUGAACAUGUAUACUUGUGCGUGCUCUGCUGGUUAUGCUGGGUCUCCGUGUGCAGUUGAUUGUUCUGCUCCCAACACAUGUAUGAACGGAGGUACCUGUAAUGGUGAGGGCAAUGCAUGUCAAUGUAAUGCAGGAUAUACUGGAGAGUUGUGUGGUACAGAUAUCGACGAAUGUGCUUCCGGUCCGUGUAUGGCUAAUGAAGAUUGUACUGAUGGAGUGAACAUGUAUACUUGUGCGUGCUCUGCUGGUUAUGCUGGGUCUCCGUGUGCAGUUGAUUGUUCUGCUCCCAACACAUGUAUGAACGGAGGUACCUGUAAUGGUGAGGGCAAUGCAUGUCAAUGUAAUGCAGGAUAUACUGGAGAGUUGUGUGGUACAGAUAUCGACGAAUGUGCUUCCGGUCCGUGUAUGGCUAAUGAAGAUUGUACUGAUGGAGUGAACAUGUAUACUUGUGCGUGCUCUGCUGGUUAUGCUGGGUCUCCGUGUGCAGUUGAUUGUUCUGCUCCCAACACAUGUAUGAACGGAGGUACCUGUAAUGGUGAGGGCAAUGCAUGUCAAUGUAAUGCAGGAUAUACUGGAGAGUUGUGUGGUACAGAUAUCGACGAAUGUGCUUCCGGUCCGUGUAUGGCUAAUGAAGAUUGUACUGAUGGAGUGAACAUGUAUACUUGUGCGUGCUCUGCUGGUUAUGCUGGGUCUCCGUGUGCAGUUGAUUGUUCUGCUCCCAACACAUGUAUGAACGGAGGUACCUGUAAUGGUGAGGGCAAUGCAUGUCAAUGUAAUGCAGGAUAUACUGGAGAGUUGUGUGGUACAGAUAUCGACGAAUGUGCUUCCGGUCCGUGUAUGGCUAAUGAAGAUUGUACUGAUGGAGUGAACAUGUAUACUUGUGCGUGCUCUGCUGGUUAUGCUGGGUCUCCGUGUGCAGUUGAUUGUUCUGCUCCCAACACAUGUAUGAACGGAGGUACCUGUAAUGGUGAGGGCAAUGCAUGUCAAUGUAAUGCAGGAUAUACUGGAGAGUUGUGUGGUACAGAUAUCGACGAAUGUGCUUCCGGUCCGUGUAUGGCUAAUGAAGAUUGUACUGAUGGAGUGAACAUGUAUACUUGUGCGUGCUCUGCUGGUUAUGCUGGGUCUCCGUGUGCAGUUGAUUGUUCUGCUCCCAACACAUGUAUGAACGGAGGUACCUGUAAUGGUGAGGGCAAUGCAUGUCAAUGUAAUGCAGGAUAUACUGGAGAGUUGUGUGGUACAGCCGCUCAGGGCCAGGCAAAACCCCCAUCACCACAGCGCCCAUUUGUGGUCAACAAUGAUGUAGAUCGCAAGGUCGCCUCUCAACGAGGGAUGGCAGCUGCAGCAUCUCCGGAAAAGAAGGGGAUUUUCGUUGAUAUAGGAGAUCAUCUUGAAGAGUUGGAGAUUGGUGAAUAUGGCAUGAUGGGAGAUGUUGUGAAACAGGCAGUUGAGGCAGCAGUAAAGGCAGCCGUUCCUGCUAUAGUUCAGGCAGUGAAAGAGGUAUGCCUGCGGUCAUUUAAGGAGGUGGUCAAUCCCCAUCUUCUCCACCUCCAGUUUCGACAAGAUGCAAUAGAGCAGGCUGGGAGGAAAGAUAAUUUGAGGAUCAGCGGUCUGGCUGAGGAGGAGAAGGAGGAGACAGAGGAGAUCCUGAUCGAAAAAAUCUGUAAGGUGGCUGGGGAGACCGGGAUGCAGCUUGCAGAGAGCGACAUCUCGGCUUGCCAUCGCUUAGGAAGGAAGGUGGCGGGGAAGAAGCGCGACACCGUCGUGCGCUUUGUCGCCCAACGUAAGCGAGACAAGGUGUACCAGGGGCGUUUCCACUUGAAGGGGAAGGAAUCCUUUAGGCAGGUUUUUGUGAAUGAAGAUCUCACCUCUACUCGCUAUGCUGUCUUGAUGGCAGCAAAGAAAUCUGCAGAGGUUGUGGUUGCCUGUCCAGGAUGCCCUCUCGCCGGCUCUCCUGACGAAGCUAUCCCCCAAUAG
Molecule: messenger RNA, 4348 nt
Organism: Strongylocentrotus purpuratus (purple sea urchin)
Lineage: Eukaryota; Metazoa; Echinodermata; Echinoidea; Camarodonta; Strongylocentrotidae
Product: fibropellin-1-like
Exons: 36
Coding region: 56-4348 (1430 amino acids)
Biological process (GO): Notch signaling pathway
Molecular function (GO): calcium ion binding; Notch binding
Source: RefSeq, a predicted model, not a curated record